CAGAAUAUAACAUGGUGAACCGGAGAUUACCGUGAACUGCCGGGACCACCUGACAUGUAGGAGAAGAAAGCGGGACAUCUGGACAGGGACAGAGAGCUGGGAUGCUCCUGAAGCAAUAUUCCUAUGAAAAUGAUGUCUAUGGAUGACUGGAAUGCCGAAAUCAUUAAAGAAUUGUGCAUGUGCAAUGAUGUCAAUUAUGACAAGAUUAGACAGGAUGGACAGGCAACAAAAACUCUGGAAAUGUUCUUCUCUGGCUACCCCAGAAUGGUGGGGCUCUCUUACUUCCCAAAUCUUACCAACUUGACCUUAGUCGGACAGAGCAUAGAAAGUAUUUGCGACCUGCAAUCCUGCCCACUACUUGAAGAACUGUGGGUUACAGAGUGUCAGAUAACAAAAAUUGAAGGACUUCAGGACUGUCAGCAUUUAAAAAAACUGUUCCUUUAUCAUAACAGCAUUACUGCUAUUGAGGGUUUGGAAAACCUAAAGAAAUUGGAAGUAGUGUGGCUAAAUGAUAAUGAGAUUGAAGUAAUAGAGGGAUUGGAUACGCUGCAGAAUCUUAAAGAGCUUAAUCUGGCUGGAAACAUGAUAGACUCAAUAGGGAGUCGUCUAGAUCCAAAUGUGCAACUGGAGCGAUUGAACCUGUCCGGUAAUAAAAUAUCUUCUUUUAAGGAGAUGACAAACUUAUCAAGGCUUCCCAACCUAAAGGAUUUAGGCCUUAAAGAUCCCCAAUACAGUCCCAACCCGGUCUGCCUUCUCUAUAACUAUGCUACUCAUGUGUUAUAUCAUAUGCCUCAGCUACAGAGACUUGACACAUACAACGUAUCCCAUAAACAAAUCAAGGAUUUAGCAGAGUCUACGGUGAUGAAAAAACUGAUGUACUAUAACAUGCGUAUGAAGACCGUGUACAGACAGCUGAGGGAAGAACUAGAAAAACUGAAAGAUCUGACGAACAAAUUGGAACAGACACCAAAGGACAAAAUGAAACAACUCAUUUUCCAAGUAAAAAGUUUAGAGGAGAACUUAUUAGCGGAAAGCCUAUUGGCAUCAAAUAAGUCCCAGAAAACAAUUACCAAAUCUUAUGGUCACAUUGAACAACAGAAACCUAUUGAGGAAUCGAACCCAUUGGAAAAGGAAGAAAUCGAGAGAAGUGACUCAGACCUGAAAGAGCAGAUAUGUCGAAAGUUGUGUGCCCUGAACCAGAGAAUACAGUUCUGGGGACAGAGGAUGGAUGAGAUCGACACUCUUCAUAAGAAAGAAGUUGCGAGGAUGGAACAAAGCUUUGAUCUUUCGGCCCAGUUCUUACAGACAGAGCUUGAAACCGUAGGGAAUGUUCGCUUUGAAGAAGGCACUCCAUCAGAUUCAUGGUUCAAGUCCUGUUAUGAUCUGAUUCUAUCACGCUCCUGUGCAUCAAAUAUUAAAACACUCGGGAUCACUGGAGUGAAAAUAAAUCGAAUAGUCAGGGUGCACAAUCGAAUUCUGCGAUUCAGGUUUGAGGAAAGGCUCCAGGAUCACCUUGACGAUGAGGACGACGCCGCUGCAGCAAGCUACAAGAGAAAGCUAGAAUAUCUUUUUUAUACUUUGGACCCCGGCAUAUCAGCUGAAAAGAACAAUCUCCUUCAAAUUCUUGAAGAUGGGUUUAAAGUCACAAAAAGUUCCCAGUUGUAUGAUCAGGAACAAGAAGAAGCUGUCCUCCUCUCCAACAGUUUGGCAUUUUAUGAGACUUCUAAAUUGCGGCAAGAAACAAACCAAGAGACAAAUCAUUAUGAUCCAGAACUCUUUAAACACGGUAAACUUAUCAUCUCUAAAGUGUUCCUUGGCCAUAGCGUUCAGGCACAAGAAUUUGUGCCUAUUAAUCCUGCUAAUUAUCCUGGUGCUAAUUCAGUCUUCAGACCGCUGAAGUUGAACAGCAGAACUCCAUGUUCUUCAGAUGAUGAAGUUUGUCCCUCCAAGGAACAUGAGAGCUGUGGCUGCAGCCUCCGCCGCUGUGAGUGGUUUUUGUUGGACACGGAUUUUGUCCUUCCAGAAUACAUUGUGGAGUAUGAAUAUAUUACUCAGGGAAUGUCUGACAUGACUUAUAGUCUUUCCAGUAUUGCAGCUGCAGAAUACUCAGAUGAAAUUAAAUUGGACGAAAAUGUUUUUUCCAUGGCACCAAUUAUUAAACCCAGGCCAAAAAUAAUUACUCUGGACGAAGGGACCAUUCUUUCCAUUGCCAAAGCCAAUAUGUACAGCCAAAUUACAAUCCUAAACUUACACGGCAACAGUUUAAGCAAACUAAAGGAAAUUUCAAAGCUUAAUGGGCUUCAGAAGCUUAUCAUAAGUUUCAACGAGUUCACCAGUCUAGAAGAUGUCUCGUGCUUGCCCAAUUUGGAAUAUCUGGAUGCCAGCCAUAACCGUGUGAUCAGUCUGGAAGGUUUUAAAGGCAUGAGGAAACUGAAGCACUUAGACCUGAGUUGGAACCAAUUGACCAAGACGAUGGAUGAACUAAAUGUCUUGUGCAGACACGCAGCGCACCUUCUCACCCUGAAUGUCGCCCACAACCCUUGGCAGAAGCCAGCUUCGGUGCGUAUGGCAGCCAUUGGAAGAUUGAAGUCGCUGACUCAUUUGGACGGAGUGCACAUCACCAAAGAAGAGGUUUCCGAAUGGCCAAAAUUUUCUGCUGGGGCCCGAAUAACACCGUCAUUGCUAGAGAUCAGCGCCAGAACAGACAACGUUAGACCACGUUGCCUUAGUCUACUGCCUUCUGCUCAGAUCAUCUCUCGAAUUAGCAAGAACUGCCUGGAUCCAUAUGCUGAAUUUAAUAGCAGCUGGUAUCAUACGAUUACAUCAGUAAAUUUGGAUGGACAGAAUCUCUCCAGAAUUGCACAUUUAGAGAAGCUGGAGAACCUCCGCUGGGCAUCUUUCAGUAACAAUUACCUAUCCAGAAUUGAAGGUCUAGAAAAUUGUGUGAAGAUAGAAGAGCUUUGUCUGGAUGGAAACUGCAUCACAAAAAUGGAAGGACUCUCGAAGCUUGUGAAGCUCCGGCACCUCAGCAUGAACAAUAACCAGCUUACAAGUUUCGACAGAGAAGUUAUUGAUCAUCUGUCUCAUCUUCACUUUCUGUCCGCCGAGAACAAUCACAUCAGCUCGCUGGCAGGACUGCAGAAAGCCCACUCAUUAAUAGAGCUCUACCUGAGCAAUAACCACAUCUGUAACAACCAAGAAAUCUACCACCUUAAGGAUUUAAACAACCUUGUCAUUUUGGAUUUGUACAGUAAUCCGAUAUCACUGAAACGCGACACCUAUCGAUUGUUUGUUAUCUUUCAUCUUUCGUCUCUGAAAGCUCUGGACGGAUCAGCGGUGGACGCAGCGGAGUGUGAAAGUGCGAAGGACAUGUUUGGCGGUAGACUUGGUUGUGAUAUGGUUGCUGAAAAAAUUGGACAUCAGAAUUUUACUGAACUGCAAGAGUUAAACUGGAGAUCCUCGUCAAUUAGAUCCGUUGACCUGGUUCCAGCCGACCACUUUAGCAGCGUCCACACUGUGAAUUUAGAGAACAACAAUCUGACGUCGUUCAGUGGAUUAAUCUUUCUGUCACGUGUGAAGAAUUUGUAUCUUAACUACAACCAUAUUGAGUCCAUCCUGCCAAGACAGAAGCCUCAGAAUCACCUGACCAACCGGCAGAUACUUCACCAAAAAGUUAACUCCAGCGGAUAUGGGCAGCAAGGCAAGAAUAACAGUUCCAGAGACCCGUUAUUUGGGGAGUCUCUGCCGCCGAUAAUGCAGAGUUUAGAGGUGCUUCACUUGGGUUACAACGGCAUCAGUAAUUUGUCGCAGUUGCAACUCAGCCGAUUGAGGAAUUUGAAAUCUCUGUUUUUGCAGGGCAAUGAGAUCAGCCAAGUGGAAGGACUUGAAGGUUUACAGCAUCUUCAGGAGCUUGUGCUGGACCAUAACAGGAUUAAAAUGAUCGCUGAGACGUCAUUUGCAAAGCAGAGUUCUCUAGUCUCCCUCCGAAUUGAAGAAAACAGGCUCCGUGAUUUGAGUAAUUUGCAUCCUCUUAUAAAGUUAAAGAAACUGUUUAUUGGAUUUAAUAAAAUUCAGGAAAUUUCAGAAGUAGAAAAACUGGAGGCAAUUCCUACACUACUAGAGCUCUCCAUCUCUGGAAACCCAAUUUCCCGUAAGAUGUUCCACCGUCAGUUCAUAGUGCUCCGGCUGCAAAACCUGCAGAUAUUAGAUGGCAUUGCCGUGACCUCUGAGGAGAGGGCGAGGGCAGACAUGCAUUUCCUGGAACAGCAAACAUUAUCUGGUCAGAACCCAGUCAUAGAAGUGGUGCAUCCGGCAUCCACCCUGAUCUUAAGCAAGGCAUCGCCAUUAUGUGUUACCAAUGCCUGCCUGCCAGGAGCGAGCCACCACCAUAUCCCCGGGCCUGAUCUCUACUUAAGUAAUGCACAAGAUGACAUCUUUCCAAACGAAUCCAACAAAUACAAGAAAACCAAGCCCCAUGGAGGCGCGAUGAAUAACCCACGCAGCGUGAAUGCAGAAAUUGCUUUCAGGCAGUUCAAAGGAGGAACAAGUAUUUCUUCCACGUACUUGCAACAAGGCAACCAAAAUCGAGCAGCGCACUUACAAGCAAGCAAUCUGGAGCAUGACGGAAGAUUCUUUGGCAAUGGGACAGUACGUCAAAAUCGGAUGUAAGACAGUGGGCAGUUUUGGUGAGACCACCGUUCCUGACCUCCUUCAAUGACAUAAUUUUAUGCAGAUGACAUACAUACAGCCUUUGGCCUCCAUUGUAUAUUUGUGUAAAUGUUAAAUCAUAUCUCAUUUUAUGUCAUAUGAAUUAUGUAUAAGUAACAUUAAAUCAAAGCUGUUGAUGUUCCUCAAACUAAUAUUUAUUAUUAUAUGCAUGAAUAUACAGAUUAUAUACUGUAGAUUAUACGUAUCCAGAUUACAUAGCAGAUUGCUUUUUUGUUAAAUGUACGGUAUAUAAAUUGUGUUAUUCAUUUGGUAAAUUAAGUAAAAUGA
Messenger RNA from Bufo gargarizans (Asiatic toad), 4995 nucleotides. RefSeq names its product leucine rich repeat containing 9 (gene LRRC9). Lineage: Eukaryota; Metazoa; Chordata; Amphibia; Anura; Bufonidae. Gene Ontology annotation, molecular function: protein binding. The coding region runs from base 124 to 4668 and encodes 1514 amino acids. The transcript is spliced from 33 exons. The record is from RefSeq and is a predicted model, not a curated record.